This is a messenger RNA of Tricharina praecox, 3005 nucleotides long. RefSeq names its product fungal-specific transcription factor domain-containing protein. Gene Ontology annotation, molecular function: DNA-binding transcription factor activity, RNA polymerase II-specific; zinc ion binding; RNA polymerase II cis-regulatory region sequence-specific DNA binding. Gene Ontology annotation, biological process: DNA-templated transcription; regulation of transcription by RNA polymerase II. The transcript is spliced from 7 exons. The record is from RefSeq and is a predicted model, not a curated record. NCBI's taxonomy places the organism in Eukaryota, Fungi, Ascomycota, Pezizomycetes, Pezizales, Pyronemataceae. Gene Ontology annotation, cellular component: chromatin. Bases 289 to 2880 code for a protein of 863 amino acids.
CUCUGCGCCGCGCAGGUGCAGCUUCGCUCCAGAUUUCGUCUAGAUUGGCUUACCAAGAUAGCGGGUUUUAAUGAUCAGCAAGGGCCGCGGUACCAUUGGUGGACGCCGGCCGGUCCAUCCCCGUAAUGGAUUCUAAAACCCCCGAGUACGAAUAUGGAGGGUUAGGGCCGGUUCUUAGCCUCUCGCUUCCUGUCUCGACGGACUCUCGGAGCUUCAUGAUCCUUCUCCUGUCUAGUAGUCGUCUGUUCCGGACCUCUCCAAUCGCCUUUUCUCUUCCCUUCCCGAAAGAUGGCUGCCAUAGCGACCACAACGAUGGCCGAGACCACAUCACACACCACAGCUCGGGCUCCGGCCCCGCCGCCCGCAAAGACCGGCAGACCGAAGAGGACAUACAACUGUCGGCAUUGCGACGCGAUAUUCAAGCGUGGAGAGCACCUGGCACGACACGAGAGAGCCCAUACAUCCGACAAACCUUUUGCUUGCUCUUUCUGCGGCGCGUCAUUCUCGAGAAAGGAUUUGGUAACAAGGCAUGAGCGCACUCUACACGAUAAACCCCGAAUCAUCAAGAAACGAGCUCAGCGGUCUGCGAACGGCACAAGGAACAAGUCUCGAGAAGAACAGAUGGGGAAUCAAGAGCGGGAACAGAGCACCGGGACGGUUGAAGAUGGUACCCAUGACGAUUUGACGGACAAUCCAGAAAGUGCAUCCAACGAUUCGCCGGCGCAUUCUCACCAGCCAAACGUCAGCGAAAACCAUCUCGUCGAGCUCCUCCAACAGAAUUCGAUAUCAGCGGCGGACAUGCCUCAGCACGAGCACGAGUUUCAGCAGCAGCCGCAGCCGCAGCAUGAGCACCAACACCACGGUGAAGGUCUUCCGCGUUACGGCUACAGCCAGGAUGCGCGAGAGUUCGAGUUCCCACAGUCGUACCAUCCGCAAGACGGCACCAGCCCACAAGAGCAGCAGCAGGCACUGAGUCGAUACCCCGAUCCACCGUUGCUGUCCGUGUUCGGCAGCGAUUUCCCCGGGCUCGCGCCCUGGAUUUCGUCCGAGUUCAUGGGAUUGAUGUGCGACUUUGAUCCGAACGCGUUGCCACUAUCUGACGACGGCGGAAUGCUGAGCCCACUCUCGGUUUCCGCGGCGGAGUCACCUGCCGGUCUGGCUAUUCAGCACCAACACAAUUAUGACGACGGGGUACUGUACGGACACACUAGCAGUCCAAAAGUCGCCACACCUCACACCAUCGGCGGCGCAUGUCCACGAACACCCUCGAUAUCUGCGACCUCAUCAGGGGGGCCGAAGAAAAAGAUGCGCUUUCGCACUGCGGCUGCCGCACUUGCGCGACCCGAGGUGGAUGCGGCGACGCGGGACUCAAUGUUUGCGGGGAUCAAGGCCAGAUAUCCGGAAGAGUUGGUGGAGGGCUUCGUGCUGCCGAAUAGGGACACCCUACGGCGAUUGCUGGCCACGUACUUCACCGCAUUUCAUCAGCAUCUGCCGAUCGUUCAUAGCCCGUCGUUUGAUCCUGGGUCAUCACCUGCUCCAGUGACAUUAGCUAUGCUCAGCAUUGGAGCACUAUAUUCAUUAGAACGUAAGAGGGCAAGGACGCUGCGGGAUUGGGCGAAGAAGCUGGUGGAUCACGCUAGUAAAAGGGAGAUGCAACCUUCGCAGAGUGAUAUGUUAUGGAUCAUACAGACACGGCUGCUGUGUGCAUGCUUUGGUGCGUGGAGCAAUGAUCCGAUAUUGAAGGAGGAAGCAAUAUUGGAGCAGGCAGUGGUGGUCAAUUACUUCCGAGCAAAUACAACAAUAUCCCAUCACCGUCCCCUUCCCUUUGAUACCGAGACCUCCGACUGGCACACCUGGAUACAGCGGGAGACCGCAAAACGGAUCCGCUACGGAAUCUUCGUCUUCGGUAGCCUCUUGAACAUAACCUUCUCCUACCCGGUCUCGACACUAGUCUCGGACCUGGACGAGGAGCUUCCUUGUGCCGAAGAGCUCUGGGAAGCGGCACCAGGCCAGGAAUGGGCUGAAAUUGCGGCACGAUAUCCGCAUAGCUUCUCUUACCAAUCCUGCAUCGACCACAUCCUCCUUGCCAAACCACUUGACCUCCCGCCCGACUGCACGAUACCCGCCUUCGGCGCGCUGGCACUGAUGCACGGCGUGCUUUCGCAGCUCUGGUUAUCCGGCCAAUGCUCCGCCAUGAUGUGGGGACGUGAGCAAAGCGGCCAAGAACUCUCCCGUCUCGCAGAAGGAAUUUUGAGCCGCUGUCGAAAAAUUCUUUUCUUCGGCCGCCACGAGAGCGAGCUGAAACCGUCAAGCCCGGACUCGCCGCUCCCGUUCAAUGUCGUCUCACUUCUGCGUCUGGCACAUGUCCGGCACUUUGCGCACGACUUUGGCUUUCCGAGCAAGAGCCUCUUACACGCGCACGAUGGCGCGUAUGUGGCCGGCGCGAUGGCCGCGUUCGUAGCGCAGCCGUUGGUCAGGUACCCCGAACUCAUCAGGUUGAUCAGAACUGUCUAUGAGGUUCUGCACGAGCCCAUCAAGGUCGGAUAUGUACUCGUACGCCGCACGGCGGCACUGCAUUGGGGGAUUGAACACUGUCUUACGGGCUGGUGCGGGAUCCUCCUCCUGGCAAAAUGGACUCACACGGUAGAGACUCAACCGCCACUGACCCACGAAGAGUCCGAGGUACUCCGCGAGAUCCGCACGCUGCUGCAAGACGUCGAUAUCGAGAUCUCCAACGAUACAAGCCUAGCGAAGGAAAUUGUCCUGCUCUGGAGUACGAUGAUGGAUGACACUUGGGUUUGGGGUAUUACGCCAUGUAUGGGCGCGGCGCUAAGGGAGUUGGCGAGUCAUUUUGAGGCUGCGAGGAGGCGGGCAGCGUGAUCUGAAUGGGGGCUUGCGGUUGGUAUCUAAGGAGUCUAUUUUGGUUAGAUGGAGCUUGGAUUGUGGGGUUUGGUUGUGUUCUGGAGUUGUGACGGCCAAUGGCGUUUGGGCGUCUUCUGCACGUG